Molecule: messenger RNA, 1079 nt
Organism: Gilbertella persicaria
Lineage: Eukaryota; Fungi; Mucoromycota; Mucoromycetes; Mucorales; Choanephoraceae
Product: guanine nucleotide-binding protein subunit alpha
Exons: 3
Coding region: 13-1062 (349 amino acids)
Biological process (GO): adenylate cyclase-modulating G protein-coupled receptor signaling pathway
Cellular component (GO): heterotrimeric G-protein complex
Molecular function (GO): G protein-coupled receptor binding; GTP binding; GTPase activity
Source: RefSeq, a predicted model, not a curated record
AUUUCCCGAAGUAUGGGUUGUCGACUAUCCAAAACUUCGAAUGAACAAGUGCGUGAUAGAGAAAUCAAUCAACAGCUUAAACAAGAAAGGAGCCAGUUACAAAAACAAGUCAAAUUGCUUAUGUUGGGUGCCGGAGAAUCAGGCAAAUCAACUGUACUUAAGCAAAUGAAACUAAUUCAUGGAGGCUAUUCACCCAAAGAAAGAGCUCAAUACAAGGAAAUCAUUUAUUCAAAUACAAUACAAUCCAUGCGUGUCAUAUUAAAAGCCAUGGAAAAGAUGGAAAUCGAAUUAGAAGAUCCAGAUCAUGCCAAGUACCGUGAUAUCAUUUAUGACACGCCAAUGCAGAUUAGCCGCCUUCCCACAAAAGUGGCAGAUGCCUUACGUGUGUUGUGGAACGAUGCACAUGUGUUGACGGCCUUUGGUCGAAGCCGCGAAUACCAAUUGAAUGAUUCAGCCAAAUAUUUCUUUGAUGCUCUGGAUAGAAUAAGCAAUCCAGACUAUCUGCCUACAAACCGAGACGUAUUAAUGACUCGAGUCAAGAGCACAGGCAUUACAGAAGUAGUGUUUAAGAUAGGUGAUGUUGUUUAUCGUAUGGUAGAUGUGGGUGGUCAGAGAUCAGAAAGGAAGAAGUGGAUCCAUUGUUUUGAUGAUGUUGUCGCUAUUAUCUUUAUGGUAGCUUUGUCUGAAUUUGACCAAGUAUUGAUUGAAGAUGAAAGAGUGAAUCGAAUGGAAGAAUCCUUUGUGCUAUUUGACUCUAUUUGUAAUUCGGCUUGGUUCAAGCAGACUUCCCUUAUCUUGUUUCUCAACAAGACAGAUAUCUUUAAGGAAAAAAUACAAAGCCAGCUGUUGUCCAAUACUUUUCCAGACUACAAGGGCGAGAACACUUAUGAACAGACAAGUCAAUAUAUCAUGAAGCGAUUCUUGUCUCUAAACAGACAGCCUUCAAAACAAAUUUAUACUCAUUUUACAUGCGCCACAGACACAGAACAGAUUGAGUUUGUUAUGUCUGUAGUGAAUGAUAUCAUUAUUAGAGAUAAUUUACAUGACCAAGGGCUAUUAUAAACUUUUUUUUGUAGAAC